This is a messenger RNA of Xiphophorus couchianus (Monterrey platyfish), 1283 nucleotides long. RefSeq names its product 5-hydroxytryptamine receptor 3A-like. The coding region runs from base 99 to 1283 and encodes 394 amino acids. The record is from RefSeq and is a predicted model, not a curated record. NCBI's taxonomy places the organism in Eukaryota, Metazoa, Chordata, Actinopteri, Cyprinodontiformes, Poeciliidae. Gene Ontology annotation, cellular component: membrane. Gene Ontology annotation, molecular function: transmembrane signaling receptor activity; extracellular ligand-gated monoatomic ion channel activity. Gene Ontology annotation, biological process: monoatomic ion transmembrane transport. The transcript is spliced from 6 exons.
GUGAGUUUAGCAGGUGGGACCCAGUUCAGUGUGGCACGAACAACAUUUCAAUUCCCAAAGAGAAGAUCUGGCUUCCAGAUAUUGUCAUCAAUGAGUUCAUGGAGGAAAACAAAGCACCGUCUAUACCAUACAUGUACCUGUUCAGUGAUGGUAGGGUACACGAAGCUCUUCCACUCAGAGUUGUUAGCUCCUGUAAUCUCGACAUCUAUGCCUUUCCCUUCGACAUACAGAACUGUUCCCUAACUUUCAACUCCUACAUCUACUAUGCGAUUGAGCUUAAAAUAAUUCUUGGACGAGACGCAGAAUUAAUGACCGUAUUCUCUAAGGACGUAAUGACCACCAUGGGUGAAUGGACACUGGUGGACAUCACUGCACAGAAAAUAGAGAUAAAUGACAAGUCGGGUCUUUACCCAGACAUGCUUGCAUUUUACAUCCGAGUGCAGCGCCGCUCCAUCAUGUACGUAGUGACCCUGCUGCUGCCCAGCUGCUUCCUCAUCACGUUGGACCUCUUCAGCUUCCUGCUGCCUCCUGAGAGCACAGACAGGUCCUCCUUCAAGAUGACCAUCAUCUUCGGCUACACGGUGUUCCUGCUCAUGAUGAACGACCUGCUGCCCAUCACCGGAAACACCAUACCUCUGAUAAAUGUGUUCUUCUCUCUUUGCCUGGUCCUGAUGGUGGCCAGUUUGCUGGAGACCAUCUUCAUCACCAACAUAUUGAUCAACUCAUCCGACUUCUCUCCCGUCCCUCGAUGGAUUCGGAUUCUUGUUCUGAAUGUCCUUGGCUGUCUCGUUUGCAUGCUGCGAAGGAGAGAGAAACCAGAGGGUUCAGGUACAGAAGCUGCAGUGGCUAAGGCAGCUCCAUUUGUACGCAGGAUAAUUCAAACUGAAAAAUUGAGCAACAAAAUACAUGGAAAACAUAAUACACAUUACAUAAAAGCAAAUACCAGAAGACAUAAUCACAAAAGAAAGAUAUGGCAUAAAGUUCAGUCUCAUUGCUUCUUACACACAGAUCCAGGAACAACAAACAGAUUUGAUGUAAAUCCUCUUGAAAUGGGAGAACCAGCUGAGGAAGACGAGGCUCUGAUGGAGCUGAAGAGCCUGAGCCUCGCCCUGCAGGCCAUCCGCUGUGAGGUGGAGCAGCAGCACAAAGGGAAGCAGAGCUCUGAGGAAUGGAUCCAGGUGGGUCUCAUCAUUGACCGCCUGCUGUUUGGCCUCUACAUCGCCUUCAUAUCAGUCAGCUUCAUCACCAUCAUCAUCCUCUGGGUUAACUCCUGCAGUCAGUAG